Messenger RNA from Pseudomassariella vexata, 1623 nucleotides. RefSeq names its product short-chain dehydrogenase. Gene Ontology annotation, biological process: sphingolipid biosynthetic process. Gene Ontology annotation, molecular function: 3-dehydrosphinganine reductase activity. The transcript has 3 exons. The coding region runs from base 490 to 1533 and encodes 347 amino acids. The record is from RefSeq and is a predicted model, not a curated record. Lineage: Eukaryota; Fungi; Ascomycota; Sordariomycetes; Amphisphaeriales; Pseudomassariaceae. Gene Ontology annotation, cellular component: endoplasmic reticulum membrane.
GUACUGGUCUCCGUAACCUCAACCUUCCUUUCUUCUUUCUACUUCUUCUUCAGCAGCAGUUUUUAAACCACUUCCGCAAAGAUCACUAGGUGACUUGGUAAAUCAUUUGACAAUGGUAACAUAUGGUCGUAUCGGAAUCGACUCAUGCACCAACCUCGUGUCUGGAAGUCGACUUGGGAGGACGUCUAUGUAAGAGUGAGCUUACAAGCAUCCACAACAUUUAGUGGAGACACAUACAAGCUCUAGGACCCUUGCCGACAAGCGCUCUUAAUUGACUUAAUUGACUGCAACGAGCAGCGCGUUCGGGUCGCGUACUCAGUACCGAAAGACGAGUCAACUCCAGUUCAUCGCUCGAUAUCAGAUAUCCUGGGAAGCUGACAAGAUAAAUCUCCUAGAUUUGAAAUUGGGAUUGUCCAUCCCGCUGUAGGCUAGUUCGUACCUGUCAAUGUGCCAUAUAGAGUAACUAACUCCGACACUUCAAAUACAUUGAUGGCUUCCCCCUCCAUCGCUCUUUGGGUUGCAAUCGCCGGCGCCGUGGCAUUGCUGUCGGCGUAUACAAUGGGUGCCUUUUCGAGCAAGAACCACAUGCCCGUUGAUGGCAAGACGGUACUGAUCACGGGUGCCUCGGAGGGCAUGGGCAGGAGCGCAGCCCGACAACUUGCUGCCAAAGGUGCCAACGUCGUGAUAGUCUCGCGCAAUGUCUCCAGGCUUGAGGAGUCGCUGGCCGAGAUCAAAGCCGCAGCCCGCAACCCCCAAACCCAGCGCUUCCACUACAUCUCAGCCGACGUCUCAAAACCCGACUACGCACGCUCCCUAAUCGCCGAAGCCAUAGCCUGGAACAACAACCAAGCCCUUGACAUCGUAUGGUGCGUGGCCGGCAAGUCGACACCCGACUUCUGGGUCGAGGCACCGCUGUCCCUGACGCGCGACCAGAUGGACAUCAACUUCUGGGGCAGUGCCGAAAUGGCCCAUGCCAUCAUUCGCGAGUGGUGCGCGCCCCCCGCUCCCGUUCUGCCGGAGCCGAAACAUCUCAUCUUCACCUCGUCCGUGCUCGCCUUCUACCCCAUCGUCGGAUACGGGCCCUAUAGCCCGGCCAAGGCGGCCCUGCGAGCGCUUGCCGAUACCCUGGUGCAGGAGUUGGAGAUGUAUCCGCAGAAGGUCAAGAUCCAUGUUGUGUAUCCGGGGUCCAUACAGAGUCCUGGAUUUGAUCGGGAGAACAAGACGAAACCCAAGAUUACGCAGAUUCUCGAGGAAGGCGAUCCGGUGCAAAGCCCUGAUGCGGUCGCUGCUUCUGCUAUUAAUGGACUGGAAAAGGGGCAGUACUUCAUCACUGUCGCAUUCCUCGGCCAUGUCCUCCGGUGGAGUGCUCUGGGAGGUUCUCCGAGGAACAACUGGUUUGUCGAUACUAUCAUGUGCUGGAUUCUGCAGUUUGCGUGGAUGUUCGCGCUACCUGAUAUGUUUGGCAAGAUCAGGAAGUUUGCCAAGGAGAACGGACACCCUGUGAAUUAUCGAAAGAAGGGAAAUAACGAAUGAGCACGGCACAUUUGUGAUGGCGCAGCCUGCGUACGCAGAGCAUGUAACUAAGAUCUGCAACAUAAACCAUAUUCCUAUAUUGGACUUCAC